GACAUCGUCGUUAGCAAAGGCAGUUAUUUCUUGGCUUCUGUGCUUAUGAAUCAGAUGACAGCUAUUUCUUUGACUUUGGCUUUGUGGUUUCUUGAACUAUUUCAGUGAUGUAAAAGAUGAGUCUUAAUAGGCGUUUCCCUUCUUUUAAAAGUGUAGUUCAUGUUUUGUUGUAAACAGGUUUUCUCCAAGGAAACUUUUCUCUGUAAUCUCACCUCAUCAUCUCCGUAUAAAAUAGAGAUAAUUAAUCCCUACAUUAUUUUAUUAUUAGGCUAUUUGUUAUACGUAUGUAUGUUGGUUUUUAUUUUACUCAUUUAUAUUUUGAAAGUAUUCCCAGAGAUUUUGAAGUAACUCCAUUCUGAUUGAGUCUUUCACUGUUUGCCAGAAAUUUUCCUUUAGGUCUGUCUCCACCCACUUUGGGAAUUGUGAAUGUUCACCAUUUUAUUGGUUCCCUCUGGCCACUGAGUACAUGAGUAAAUGUCAUGUGUUACUGCUUGUCAGAGAAUGGAAUUCUAAGACUUCCUCUUUACACAGAACAGUUUAACUUUUGUGCUUCUGGGAAGAGGUAUGGUCCUUGGGACAGUUCUCCUUCCACCUAAUAAUUAUGGCAGAGAACAGGACACUUCACUUUGCUGUCUGUGUACUGAGACCUCAGAAUCUGCUCUACCCAACUUGACAGAUCACUUUGCCAGCUGUGUGGAGGAUGGAUUUGAGGGAGACAAGACUGGAGGCAGUAGUCCAGAAGCUUUGCAUCGUCCCUACGGUUGUGAUCUUGAACCCCAGGCACUAAAUGAGGCUAUCAGGUGGAGCUCCAAGGAGAACUUGCUGGGAGCCACUGAGAGUGACCCCAAUCUUUUUGUUGCACUUUAUGAUUUUGUAGCAAGUGGUGAUAACACACUCAGCAUCACUAAAGGUGAAAAGCUACGAGUACUUGGUUACAACCAGAAUGGCGAGUGGAGUGAAGUUCGUUCUAAGAAUGGGCAGGGCUGGGUGCCAAGCAACUACAUCACCCCAGUGAACAGCCUGGAAAAACACUCCUGGUACCAUGGACCUGUGUCACGCAGUGCAGCUGAGUAUCUGCUCAGCAGUCUAAUCAAUGGCAGCUUCCUGGUGCGAGAAAGUGAGAGUAGCCCUGGGCAGCUGUCCAUCUCGCUCAGGUAUGAGGGGCGUGUGUAUCACUACAGGAUCAAUACCACUGCAGAUGGCAAGGUAUAUGUGACUGCUGAGAGCCGCUUCAGCACCUUGGCAGAGCUUGUACACCAUCACUCCACAGUGGCUGAUGGGCUGGUGACAACAUUACACUACCCAGCACCCAAGUGCAAUAAGCCUACAGUCUACGGUGUGUCCCCCAUCCAUGACAAAUGGGAAAUGGAACGAACAGAUAUUACCAUGAAGCACAAACUGGGGGGCGGUCAGUAUGGAGAGGUUUACGUUGGCGUCUGGAAGAAAUACAGCCUUACAGUUGCUGUGAAAACAUUGAAGGAAGAUACCAUGGAGGUAGAAGAGUUCCUAAAAGAAGCUGCAGUGAUGAAGGAAAUCAAGCAUCCUAAUCUGGUACAACUUUUAGGUGUGUGUACUUUGGAGCCACCGUUUUACAUUGUGACUGAAUACAUGCCAUAUGGGAAUUUGCUGGAUUAUCUCCGAGAGUGCAACCGAGAAGAGGUGACUGCAGUUGUGCUGCUCUACAUGGCCACUCAGAUUUCUUCUGCAAUGGAGUACUUAGAGAAGAAGAAUUUCAUCCAUAGAGAUCUUGCAGCUCGUAACUGCCUAGUGGGAGAAAACCAUGUGGUAAAAGUGGCUGACUUUGGUUUAAGUAGAUUGAUGACUGGAGACACUUACACUGCUCAUGCUGGAGCCAAAUUUCCUAUUAAGUGGACAGCACCAGAGAGUCUUGCCUACAAUACCUUCUCAAUUAAAUCUGAUGUCUGGGCUUUUGGGGUACUGUUGUGGGAAAUUGCUACCUAUGGAAUGUCACCAUAUCCAGGUAUUGACCUGUCUCAGGUCUAUGACCUACUAGAAAAAGGAUAUCGAAUGGAACAGCCUGAGGGAUGCCCCCCGAAAGUUUAUGAACUUAUGAGAGCAUGCUGGAAGUGGAGCCCUGCCGAUAGGCCCUCUUUUGCUGAAACACACCAAGCUUUUGAAACCAUGUUCCAUGACUCCAGCAUUUCUGAAGAAGUAGCUGAGGAGCUUGGGAGAGCUGCCUCCUCGUCAUCUGUUGUUCCAUACCUGCCCCGGCUACCUAUACUUCCUUCCAAGACUCGGACACUGAAGAAACAGGCAGAGAACAAGGAGAACAUUGAAGGGGCACAAGAUGAUGCCACAGAAAACUCUGCUUCCAGUUUAGCACCAGGGUUCCUCAGAGGUGCACAGGCCUCCAGUGGAUCCCCAGCACUGCCUCGAAAGCAAAGAGACAAGUCACCCAGUAGCCUCUUGGAAGAUGCCAAAGAGACAUGCUUCACCAGGGAUAGGAAAGGGGGCUUCUUCAGCUCCUUCAUGAAAAAGAGAAAUGCUCCCACACCCCCCAAACGCAGCAGCUCCUUCCGAGAAAUGGAGAAUCAGCCCCAUAAGAAAUACGAACUCACGGGUAACUUCUCAUCUGUUGCUUCUCUACAGCAUGCUGAUGGGUUCUCUUUCACUCCUGCCCAGCAAGAGGCGAAUCUGGUGCCACCCAAGUGCUAUGGGGGGAGCUUUGCACAGAGGAACCUGUGUAAUGACGACGGUGGUGGGGGUGGGGGCAGUGGCACUGCUGGGGGUGGGUGGUCUGGUAUCACAGGCUUCUUUACACCACGCUUAAUCAAAAAGACACUGGGCUUACGAGCAGGUAAACCCACAGCCAGUGAUGACACUUCCAAGCCUUUUCCAAGGUCAAACUCUACAUCUUCCAUGUCCUCAGGGCUUCCAGAGCAGGAUAGGAUGGCAAUGACCCUUCCCAGGAACUGCCAGAGGUCCAAACUCCAGCUGGAAAGGACAGUGUCCACCUCUUCUCAGCCAGAAGAGAAUGUGGACAGGGCCAAUGACAUGCUUCUAAAAAAAUCAGAGGAAGGUGCUGCUCCAACCAGGGAGAGACCAAAAGCCAAGUUACUGCCCAGAGGAGCCACAGCUCUUCCUCUUAGAACCCCCUCUGGGGAUCUAGCCAUUACAGAGAAGGACUCUCCAGGGAUGGGAGUGGCUGGAGUGACAGCUGCCCCCAAGGGCAAAGAGAAGAAUGGUGGGACACGACUUGGGAUGGUUGGAGUCCCAGAGGAUGGAGAGCAGCCCGGCUGGUCUUCUCCAGCCAAGGCUGCCCCUGUCCUCCCAACCACUCACAACCACAAAGUGCCAGUCCUUAUCUCACCCACUCUGAAACACACUCCAGCUGAUGUGCAGCUUAUUGGCACAGACUCUCAGGGGAAUAAAUUCAAGCUCUUAUCUGAGCAUCAGGUUACAUCCUCUGGAGACAAGGACCGACCCCGACGGGUAAAACCAAAGUGUGCCCCACCCCCACCACCAGUGAUGAGACUACUGCAGCAUUCAUCCUUAUGUUCAGACCCUACAGAAGAGCCGACUGCCCCGGCUGCAGGACAGUCCACAUCAGAAACACAGGAAGGAGGAAAGAAGGCAGCUCCGGGCGCAGUGCCCAUCAGUGGGAAAGCUGGGAGGCCAGUGGUGCCUCCACCUCAAGUGCCUCUGCCCACGUCUUCCAUCUCGCCCGCCAAAAUGGCCAACGGCACAGCAGGUACUAAAGUGGCCCUGAGAAAAACCAAACAGGCCGCUGAGAAAAUCUCAGCAGACAAAAUCAGCAAAGAGGCCCUGCUGGAAUGUGCUGACCUACUGUCCAGUGCAAUCACGGAACCUCUGCCCAACAGCCAGCUGGUAGACACUGGACACCAGCUGCUCGACUACUGCUCAGGCUACGUGGACUGCAUCCCUCAAACUCGGAACAAAUUUGCCUUCCGAGAGGCUGUGAGCAAACUGGAACUCAGCUUACAGGAGCUACAGGUGUCUUCAGCAGCUGCUGGUGUGCCCGGGGCAAACCCCGUCCUUAAUAACUUAUUGUCAUGUGUACAGGAAAUCAGUGAUGUAGUACAGAGGUAGCCACUGUUAGGCUGGUGGGAAAAUGCACACAUUUCUGAGGGGAGAGGGAAAGGGACUUGUUUUCCUGUGUUCUUGUUUUCAAAAAAUGACUCAUACUUGAGUGUGUUUAUGUGAAGUACCUCAGAUCCCUGAGUUCUCACGUUUACAGUUUCAUCUCAAAAAUAAGAAGCUAACCACAAAAGUAUAGGAGAGGUAAAUUAUUAAGUGGGGGCAAGGCAGUAGGAGACAGGGUUGGAAACUGCACUGGAAAAUCAGGGAACAUAUGUAUGUCAUAAGGAAGGCAAUGCAGCCCAUCCCUACCUGGAAUGCUGGGAGGUGCUAGGCAGGGCCGCUCUCAGCUAUACCACAGCAACUGUGCCCAGACCUGGGACUCUGGUAGAUACUCAUGGUGAUUAUGCUCCAAUUUACCUAAUGAGUUUGGUGGGACAGAAGAAAGCUGGGAAUGUAUAAAGAGAAAUUUUUGUUCAAGGCUGUCGGAAGUACCCCUAGCCUUGCUUUCACAAGGCCAUUGCUGCUGUAAUGAGAACUGCAAAUCAGAGUGCUACAAUACAGAGCUGGGAAAUGUGGCACUAUCUGAAUGCCCCUGUCCGGUUUUCUGCUGGUGUAUUGGUUGGUGCAGGAAAUAAAGAAUGCUGGAAAGUUGAGUCAGGGAGAUUGAAAACCUUCUCCUAUAAAAUCUUCUAUAGAUUAGCAGAAGUCACUUCUCCCAGUCUGGUAUAUUAUUUCAUAAUGGACGAGGAUUGGCUUCCUGCUUGCUGGUGGCUAUCUGUAAACCAUGAGUACGGGGGUCUCCCUAGUAGUCUUUUGCUGGGCAACCUGUCUUCCUUUAUUCCUGAUAGCGUUCAGAGCAUUAACCAAUGUCGAUUUUGAAAAUAGUAGUCCCUGCAGGUUCUCACAAGGGAAUGAAUCCUGUUCUGAUACAGUUCCCCUGCGUAUUGACACACUGGCCAAGGACUUGAGCAGCUGUGUAUUUUUCUUUAUCAACUAAAAUAGCAGGGAGAUGGUCUUUUCUUGAAACCCAGUGGCCUGUGACUGAAAGGAAAAGCUGGUCCUAAUGGCUGUUUCUCUGUACCUUUCCCUUCACUUACCACUGUAAGCCCAAUCUAGGUAGAGAAUAGGGAGCCGAAUUCUCCUCUCUAUGGAUUUGAAGUGAGUAAUUCCCCACAUUAUUUUCACAUGCUUUUCUUCUAGCAGAUAAUCCUCCCUACUCCCCACCCAAUCAUUGUGCUUAUUUGUACAGAUCUUAUUUGGAAUAUUUAUUUAUUUUGUCAUUUCACUUGUAUUUUAAGAAUGCAUAAUUGAAGGAGUAGUCCUUUUCGGGGAGCACCAGUUAGACCCUGGAAACCUAAUGACUUCAUCCUUAAAUAUGUUUUGCCCUUGAAAAAUAGACCUUUUCCUUCCCUACUUAGUUAUAGUUGUGGAAGCUAAUUAAGAUGGCAUGGAAGUGAAUCUGAUGAGUUAGGUAUUAUUAAUGUUCUUGGUAUUGAGUCUAAUUUCAAUUACUGCUUCGUUCUCUUUUUAAAGCUUUAUGAAUACUUCCCCCAUCCUCCCCAAGGAGAGCCCAGUACACCUGUAUUUUUAUCUUAUUCUCUCAAAGGAAUAGUAGCUUAGGAAGACAGGAACUCAACAUUGAGCAGUUUUCUUCCUGGCUCUGUCAUUGGUACACUGUCAAACCACAGCCCCAUCUCUUAAUCUGUUAAUUAAGGUAAUACAUGUUCUCAAGAGUGUUGCAAAUAAGUGUACAACUAUCCCUUUGAGAGCCUCUCUGGAAAGCUCUUUUAGUGCAGUGUUGUUAUGCUGAAUGGUUUUUCAUCUUAUUUGCUGAGUAGAAAAUAUUUAUGGAAUUAAGAUUGCUGAGAGUCUAUUAAUUGGGCUAGAAUACUAAGGGGGAAACUGUUUUGAAUAGAGUUUGGCAUCUUUGACCAAGAACAAAACUGAGUUUUCAUUAGCAAGAAAGGAAACCUUGAUUCUUAACCAUUGCUGCGCCAAAGGAGGCCCAGGUUAAGAGGAGGGUUAGAGGAGAUGAGCAGUGCUGGGCAUUCCUGGCAGGUGCUGGGUGAUCCCGGCGGCAUGUCACCUGCAGCUGCAGCCCAGGCAGCUAGUGAUCGGGUUCAUCUCCUCGUCGUUGGAAGAGAACUCAGAUGUGAAAAACCAGCAGUCCUUCUCCCACCUUCUUUCCUGCCACGCUUGCUCAUCAUGCUUGUCCAUAAACUUGAAGAACUCGUUUUAGCAGUUAGCCUUUUAAGGUCAAGAAUGGGAAAGCUAAAACUUUAGAGUGUUAUUAUGCUGCUUUUUAGGUUUAUCCCUGUCGUGGGAUGCAGUUAAGGGAUUAUAAUUGUUUUUCAGGGGAUUUUUAUUUGUUUGUUUUUUAAGCAGGGGCUCUGUUUUUCCCUUGAGAGUUCUGGAAAUAAGCCUUGGAGAAACACUACUGAGUAUAUUUAGGCUCCCUGGUUUUCUCUCCCGACAACAAUCUUAAGGGUAGGGGGUGGGGCUGUGUCUUACUCAGGGGCAGCACCUAGCUCUGUCUUGCCUGCAGUGGGUGCACAAUUUAUAAAUGGAAUUGAUUUCUCUCCACACUAUGAAGGGUGGCAUUGACUUUUGGAGCACAUCCCGUCCACAUGAUGCUUGAACUAUGUAACUUCAGGGGUCGAGGGCUCAAGGUUCAGGCUGAAGAGGCACUGUCAACUUACUAUACAAGCAUUUAUGUUUUUCCUUUUUCUACUUGAAAAGGACCAGCUUAAACACAAACCCUUAUGUAAAUUAAAAGGUUUGAGUCCAAAGCAGAGAAAACUGCUUCUAGAAACUAAAAGUGUAGUUUGAUUUUAAUUACCCUAACAGCGAAGAGGAAAGUCCUCUACAAGGCAUUGACCGUUUUCUGAAGUGACUGUUAUGCUGUGUCUGGAUGCAUGCCUUUGCCGCACCUGCUUGAUUCCUUCCAUGUACAGAUCAUGUGAUUUCAGUGUAGAUUUCCUACUUUAAAAUGCAGUGCUUUGUGUUGAAUACAUCUUGGUUGUGCUUUACAUAAAGUAUUUCCUUAAAAGGCUUUGUGUAAAAUUUAAAUGUAUAUUUUUUCCUGUAGAUUUCCAUCAUGAUUUUCAGAGAUUAGCCUUAAAAAAUUUGGCCGCAAGAAAUUUAUUCAGUGUUUUCUAGAUGACCUCUGUGCACAGAGGUCGUUAUAGUGGAGACCCUUUACCAGCAGCAUUUCAGAAUUUAAAUUAGAAAGCUUCUUAGGAUUCAACUGUAAGUUGGCUAGUAAAAUAGUCCCCAGGUAAUAACGCAUGCUGACUUUGCUAAGGCACUGCCCAUUUUUAUUUAAAGUCAUGGAGAUUUUGAGUUUAAAGGAUGCAAUAUAGAUAGUGGUUUCGUGUUUAGGCUCUAAUGCCGGUCUAAAAGGCAAGUCAUGUGACCUUGGGAGCCUCAGUUUCCUCAUUGUAAAACAGGGAUAAUAAUAGUAACUACCUCAGGGUUGUAAGGAUUAAAUGAGAUGAUGUUUGUAAUAGCUCAAGUGCCUGGCACACAGUGAGCACACUCUGUAAUGUUAAAACUACUAUUAACACCUAGUCUAGGGAUGCACAGCAGAAUCCCCUAGGGUUAAAAAAAACACAGACUGAUGGUUUAGCCCCACUCCAGAUCAGAAUUCCCGGUGGGCUGGGGUCUCGGCCAGUGUAUUCACCAGUAAUUUCUCCGGGUGUUUCAAACACCUAUCUGAAAACUAUCAGUACCCCAACCCUUUUUUUUUUAUAGAUUAAGAAACUAGCAGAAGAUGGUUAAGUUACUUGCCCAUUGUCUCAGUACAGUUAAUUAGUGGCAGAGCCAAGGCUAGAAUUCAGGUCUCCUGACUGUAUGGUUGUGGGCUCUUUCCAUCACACCUGCUGCCAUGUGAGACACUGCCAAAAAGUGGCUCAGACAAUCAGCCUGUGUGGUGCUGCACACUUUGUAAAGCACAUGCUCCUGACACUCUGACCUUAAGGGGGCUUGAAUGUGAAGUAAUGGGAACACGAGCAAAGCAAGCAUUCGGUAGAACUCAGUCAUUUAAAAAAUUAUAUGGGGUCAUUCUUUUAGCCAGACCUCAGCAACACAGCAAUGUGCACUUUGUAGUAAAGAAAUACCAACCUGAGUUUUUAAAAAACCUAGUUAGUCCUACAUUCCUUUUUCUUAAAAAAAAAAAAAAAAAAAAAAAAAAAAAUUAUUUUAAUGACUGUGAGAUAAUGUAUAUGAGAGCACUUUGAGAAAAUAUCAACUGUAAUAUAAUUAGAAGGUUGUAGUAUUGUCUGUUUAAAAGAUAAGACAAUUGAUUCAAUGUGGAUGGACCCUGUGGGGGACCUGGAAAUGCAGGCAUACAAAAAUCACCUCUGUCAUUUAUCACAUUUAGAAAUAUGAAACUGCUCAACGACUGUGAGCAGGUAUAGCAAGUGUUUUGCUAAAGCUGUAGUUCAGAGCUGAAACUCGGGACCAAUUUUUUGGUUUAAUUGCAGUCUUUAAAAAGUAAGAAUGUGUACUCACUCUAGAAUCCAGAAGCUCUUCCAGGGACCUUGACUCAAGAAAGAUGAGGCCCUCUUACUCUUCAGCAUUUGUCCAUUUGUCCACUGUAUGCUUGGCCAUCUAUCUUAAGUGUGGUGGGAGUGGACUUGUCUGUUGAUGUUGACAGUGUCUUUUUAAAGCUAUGUCCUGCAUGGUUUCGUUAAGUUUACAGCAGGAGGUGGAUGGCCAUAAAACCAGUGCACUCUGGGAAUUAACUUUUCUAGGAUUUCCUACCAGUUAUAAAUGACAUCGACAUUUGCCGACUCGUUUUCCUUUUCUAAAGAGUAACUGAAUUUAAUUCACCUAUUAGAGUAUAAAAUACUUGAGAAUAAAUUGUAUUGGUGGCCACUUCUGCCUUGCAGCUACAUUUCAUUCUGACCUCUCCUGCUCCCUUCCAUUUUGCUACUGAUGUCAUUGUUAUUAUCAGGCUGUGCCCCUACCGGGAGUUGAUGUUGGGUUGACGGGGUUAUCUAUAUUUUUGUUCUUGACUUUUGAGUUUCAUCAUCUUGCAUUAAAUUGUUCCACCUGGAACUUGGGAUUAAUCUCUGUGCCCCAAGCAUCUGCUAUGACCAAUCCUCUUUUUGUAGGGGAGUCUCUUGAUUUAAGGAUCGAUAGGCUUCAAAGGUUUGUAUCUCUUAGCUCACAUCAGGCCAGUAGUAGCUCACUUCCUUUGUGAAUGCCUGUUUCAGUAUGGGAUCCAUAGGUAUGUGAGAACUGCUGAAACCUCUCCCACUCUUAACAGUCUAGACAGCUAUAUCAGUUGGAUGGAGUUCGGGUUUUCCAACUAUUAGACUUAAAGAAAUCUAAUGCAAGGCUUGCCUUUUUUUUUUCCCAGCAGGCCAGUAGUGAUACUGUUACUUGCUCUGUUCAGCACAACUGUAGUUCACUUGACCUUCACUGCCAUUCCCUAUGCUCCUUCAUUACUGGGAAGCAUGGGUGGGAUUCAGAGCUGUGGGAUGAGCUGCAUCCUUCUCUGGAGCACUCACUCCCAUAACUCUUAGCUCCAGCCUAUCUUUUGGGAAGUUUACUGCAAUGCCCAGAAGGAUGAGUUUCUGCUUUUCCUGACACCUCUCUGAGGUAUGUAUUCUAUGUUGAAUAUGUACAAGAUGAUACCUUUUGGCCAGGCAUGGUGGCUCAUGCCUACAAUCCUAGCACUUUGGGGAGACCAAGAUGGGCAGAUCACUUGAGGUCAGUGAAACCCCGUCUCUACUAAAAUUAUAAAAAUUAUACCGGCGUUGUCGUAUAUGCCUGUAAUCCCAGCUACUCCCAAGGCUGCGGCAGAAGAAUUGCUUGAAUCCAGGAGGCGGAGGUUGCAGUGAGCUGAGAUCACGCCACUGGACUCCAGUCUAGGUGGCAGAGCGAGACUCGUCAAAAAAAACCAAGAUGAUACCUUCAUUUCUGACUCAAUAUUCUAAAUCCAAAGGACAGGAAAUUAGGGAAGGCUUCACUCUGUGGGAUCAGGAUAAGGAGAUCCCAUACUACUUCCCAGGUAAGGAGGCCUGUGGCAGGUCGUGAUUCAAAGCUGAAUUGGAAUGGCAGAAACUGCUAAGAGGCCACCCUUGGAGAUUUGUGCCUUCAAAGAUGGGUUUCAUGAGUCUUACAGAGGAAAGGACUUGUCGGCUGGGUUGAUUUUGCAUGAUUAUUGAACUAGAACUGGUAGACAUGAGCUUCUUGGGUGGCAGUGGCCCAGAGCCCCCAUCUUUGAGAAUCCCCCACUUGAAAUGGUUUUCUGAGAGUGCUCACUUGGCAAUUGCUGCGUUUCUCAAGCCCGCCUGGCGGGGUCUCGCUGAACCCUUCCCUCCAAGUGCACUUACUUCUUCGUCCUCCUGUACAUCUAUAGCUUUGAAAUUGUUUACCUCUCCUAGAAAAAUCUUACCUUUUAGCCAGAGCACAGUAGCAAAGCCGUGUUCACUCAGAGGGAGCAGCUGGCAUGUUGAAGGGGAAAGGCCAGGCUGAGCACUCUCCUCAGACAACACCAUGUCAGGAGUAGAAUUGUGAUACAUGUCGUCUAUAUCUGUUCUGGGAGAUUCUUUGUUCAUCUUUGUACUCAAAUGAGCAGAUCUCCUACCUGUCACUCCAGGUUACUGAGCUGAACCCUCAGAAAGCAUGCUCACAAGCCCUUUAGGACACGCUGGAGCCAAACUGUCCAAUGUUAGCAGGCUUUAUGGAAGGAAAUAUAGGGAAUUGGGAUAGUUGGAACUUGCUUAGAUUUGCUUCUGAAUCUGAGAGCAGGAGUUUUAAAUCUUGUCAUUAGGUACCAUAAACUUUAGUUGGAGAAUGGGACUUAAAUUUUCACGUGUAUGUAUACAAAUUUUCAGCAAUUACAACACAAAAAGAAUAUGCAAAUUUAUGGUUUCAGAACGUAUUGCAGGAAUAGGAAUGCUUUAGGGUCAUCAACAGUAAACCUCAGGUAUUGUGAGUGGCAAGAAGGCUAGAAGACAGAGAUGAUUCUGGUAGAUAAGCGCCAGACAAACCAGCUCUCCUCCAUUUUGACAGCAGUUUUUCACUGUCGCCACCUGUACUCCAUUAUGUGUUGAGAGGAAUUUCUUGAGAUCUUGAUGAUUAGGCCGGUUUUCAGUUAGUAUUCAGAAACUAGAAAGGAACAAUGGAAUACUCCUCUUACGGUUCCUUAGGGUAUGUGUUUGAAAACCCUCGCAUCUCAGAUCUGUGUGGCUGGUGUGCGUUUGUGUCCAUAAGCACACCUGCUUUGCUGUCAUGCCCAUUACAAGAGGGGAAAUAAGUAAAAGGAACCGCUCAGAUCUUUCCUGGGGUGUACAGCAGUGGCGUGGUUGGUGUGCUGACUGAGCAGGCUGACUUAGCUGUUUGUGACGCAUCCUAGGAACCCCAUCUCCUCCCAGACCCUGCACUUUUCCUUCCCUGCUGUCUGAUUCUCUAAUGACUAUCAGUGGACAAACGCCAGUUUUAUGCUCUUAGUAAAAAUAAGUUUAAACAUUUCAUGGUGGUUGACAGAACUCUGUCCUAAAACAUGCGGAUUCAGAUUAUUUAAAACUCAUGUAACAUUUAUGCCAAAGGUCCCGCCCUGCAGAUGUGUAUGUGGUGCACAGAGGGUGAGGUUUGGAGCAUCGGGCACUGUGUGCAUUGCUAAGGGGACAUAGUGAGACAAUGUGGGAUUUAACUAAAAACACAUCAGUCGUGGGUCACACUACCAGUGUUGUCAGGUAUUUGUUCUUAAUUGUUAAUGUAAUAUAUUUUCGGUUGUUUGUUUUUCUAAUUUAAUUCUCUGUUGUCUGACUGUGAACUGCUAACAGUGUUAAACUUGAUGUAAAUAAAUGAGGCCCUUGAAAGGGACUGCUCUCUGCCUGUCUUCUCACAAGGUUUGACAAGUUGUGUUUUGUUUUAAAUAAAAUUGCAAUAUUUUAUUGGCAAA
This is a messenger RNA of Callithrix jacchus (white-tufted-ear marmoset), 11980 nucleotides long. RefSeq names its product ABL proto-oncogene 2, non-receptor tyrosine kinase (gene ABL2). Gene Ontology annotation, biological process: protein phosphorylation. Gene Ontology annotation, molecular function: ATP binding; protein binding; non-membrane spanning protein tyrosine kinase activity. The record is from RefSeq and is a predicted model, not a curated record. Lineage: Eukaryota; Metazoa; Chordata; Mammalia; Primates; Cebidae.